Messenger RNA from Ramularia collo-cygni, 114 nucleotides. RefSeq lists its product as uncharacterized. Lineage: Eukaryota; Fungi; Ascomycota; Dothideomycetes; Mycosphaerellales; Mycosphaerellaceae. The coding region runs from base 1 to 114 and encodes 37 amino acids. The record is from RefSeq and is a predicted model, not a curated record. The transcript is spliced from 2 exons.
AUGAGUAGUUAUCAUCACUCUCGAGCACUUCUUCCCUCUCUUUCACCACGUUGCUCCUUUCUUAACAUCCAGCUCCAUCACCUACGUCGGUGCAUCCUUCGAAUCUGCCUCUGA